Messenger RNA from Laetiporus sulphureus 93-53, 2960 nucleotides. RefSeq names its product DNA repair helicase. The transcript has 17 exons. Gene Ontology annotation, biological process: establishment of sister chromatid cohesion; nucleobase-containing compound metabolic process. The record is from RefSeq and is a predicted model, not a curated record. Gene Ontology annotation, molecular function: DNA binding; ATP binding; DNA helicase activity. Gene Ontology annotation, cellular component: nucleus. Bases 51 to 2765 code for a protein of 904 amino acids. NCBI's taxonomy places the organism in Eukaryota, Fungi, Basidiomycota, Agaricomycetes, Polyporales, Laetiporaceae.
GGUCUAUUAGUUCUGUCCAGCGACCAUUUUUCAGUAUACCUGGCAAAGUCAUGACAUUAACAUUGGAAACUCCCCUUUCUUUCCCUGCCUUUCCUUUUGUCCCAUACGAGAUCCAGCUCGAACUGAUGCGGCAUUUGUACGGCGCAAUAGAAGGUAGAAAGGUGGCCAUCGUGGAGAGCCCGACGGGAACUGGAAAGACUCUUAGCCUAUUAUGUGCAUCAUUGACUUGGCUAGGUGACGAGAAAGAACGAGCACAGAGAGGUAAACUGGCCGAAUAUACGACUGGAGAUAACGGACCUGACUGGGUUUUGGCUCAAACUCUGGAACGUCGCCAACGUGAGCUAGAAGCAGAAGAGCGGGAAUCUGCUGAACGACUCGCCAAAGCUCGGAAAAAAGAAGCGAAAAUGAGGAAGCUUGCCAAUGGCAGAGUGAAAAAGAAGCUUAAAGCGGCAGCCAGAGAAGAGGCAAUAGAAGAUCGAGAAGAUAGUUCAUACCUACCAGAUUUGGAUGAUAUCACAUCUAAUGAUGAGGACAAUGAAAUGAGCAACGUAUCUCCGGAGGUUCGGCGAUUAAUGCACAUACUACAACGAGGUGCGAACACUCAAGGCAUUGAUGCAGAAAACGAACCAGUGUGCACCAAGAUCUACUAUGCGUCCCGAACGCAUUCUCAGCUUGCACAAGUUCUGCACGAGUUGCACAAACUACGCAUUGCAUUGAAUGUUUCCAUAGCAUCCUUGGAUACAAAUUCUCCGACAGAUACUCUGAACAGUUUGAAACGAUCUUCAUCGCAGCUGGAGGAAAACGACUACGACGCAAAGGAAGGCGCUAUCGCGCGUACGGUAUCGCUAGGUUCGAGAAAGCAGUUGUGCAUCAAUGAGGACUUGCGAAAGCGGACAAAGGAUCUCGACGAGGCGUGUCGACAAUUGCUUACAGAGAAGGGAAAUCGUAGGUGCCCAUACCUCCCUCCUCCGGAGGAGGAUUCCCACAUGCUUGAUCUACGUGAUCAGAUUUUAGCCACUCCAAAGGACAUCGAGGAUCUACUUGUGACAGGACAUAAUGCCGAGACAUGUCCGUACUUCGGCUCGCGACGAGCCAUUCCCCAAGCUCAACUUGUGUUGCUACCGUAUAAUCUCCUACUCCAGAAGUCUGCCCGAGAAGCACUUGGAAUAGAUCUCACAGAUCAGGUCGUUAUCAUCGACGAAGCGCACAACUUGAUAUCGACUCUGCUAUCGCUCGGUACAACCCGCCUAUCCCUGCGCACCCUGUCAACUGCACGCCAGCAGCUCUCCGUCUACGUGUCCAGAUUCCGCAACCGCCUUACAACUUCGCACGCCCUGCACCUCAUUAGAUUGACGGGGCUGCUAGAUGCCCUGCAACGGUAUGCCGAGGACUGGAGCACAGGACAGGCACAUAGCAAUGCUCGAUCAGAUAUGCAAAAGCCCGACAUGAAACAGCAAUCUGGGGUCAAGAAGCAGGACGCUAAGCUGCAUGUUCCUGGCGUAGAGGUCUUGACACCAGGGGAGCUACUGCAGAGACUUGGUCGAAAGACAGAGGGUGUGAACCUGCUCGAGGUCGAGACCUAUCUGCGCAAAAGCAAGAUAGCACGCAAGAUAUCAGGAUAUUCGGUCAAGGCACUGGAGAGAGCAGCCGGCCAAGACCCUGUAAAGUUGGCGAAGAUCGCUCGGCUCUCCAACACUACACCCCCUCUGCACUCCGUGGAAAGCUUCAUCACAGCGCUCACGGCGCCAAACGAUGAUGGAAGAGUCACUCUGUCCCUCGUAGAUGGUCAAGUGGAGCUGAAGUAUCAACAUCUGAACCCCGCUACUCACUUCCGUGACGUUGUUGACGUCGCUAGAUCUGUAGUAUUGGCAGGCGGUACCAUGUCGCCCAUCUCUGACGUAGUGAACCAAUUGUUCUCAACGCUACCGAGUGAACGCUUAUCCACAUUCUCAUGCGGUCAUAUCAUCCCUUCAGCAAACCUACAAACGCUGGUGCUCAAAAAGGGUCCACGGGGUGGCGACCUGCAGUUCAAGUAUGAACAGCGUGGCAACCAGGCAAUAAUUGCCGAACUGGGGCAGGUUUUAGCAAACCUGGUUAACAUCGUGCCCGCAGGCAUGGUCGUAUUUCUCCCGUCAUAUAGCUUCCUGAAUGCUGUCACGAUUGCUUGGGAAGGCAGUGGUUUGAUGGGAAAGUUCAGAAGCAAGAAGAAGGUGUUUUCGGAACCUCAGGAUAGCGCACAGGUGGAGAGCAUCCUGAGGGACUACGCGGCAGCAAUCCAGGCCGCAAAUAAUUCAUCAGCGACUUCCUCGGGCGACGAGAAGAGGAACGGUGCAUUACUGUUCGCAGUCAUCGGCGCGAAGUUAUCGGAGGGUUUAAACUUCACGGACGAUCUUGCACGUGCGGUCGUCAUUAUUGGACUUCCCUUUGCCAAUCUUGCAUCCCCUGAACUUCGAGAACGUAUGAACUACGUCAACAGAAUAUCACAGAAGCCAGCCAGUGUGAACAUCGCUCCCGGAAAGGAUGCAGCGACAGAGUUGUAUGAGAACAUGUGCAUGAACGCAGUCAAUCAGAGCAUUGGGCGCGCCAUACGUCAUAAGAACGAUUGGGCAUCACUUAUUCUUGUCGAUGCUCGUUAUGCCUCCACUCGCAUCAGGAGCAAACUACCCAAGUGGAUCGAACAGAACACUGUUGUCACGGAAUCCUUUGGAAAAACUAUCAAAGAAUUGGGCAGAUUCUAUAGAGAUAGGAAGGCGAGAUCGUCGUGAGGCAUGAAGCUUCGAGACGUUCUUGGUGCUCCAUAUCGCGUUGAUGGAGGGGAUUACAGAGGUGAAACGAAGAGGAUCUUACUGCAAUUGUGGACGGAAGAUUCAGUCAAUGCUGACAUCAUAGACGAGGUACCAAUAUAAUUGAGCCUGUAAAUGGCGAUUGUACUAUGAAUGACUGGGCCCACGACUCUCCAA